UAUCAAAAGUUUGGAGAAACCUAUCGGUUGCUGCAAGAGGCAGAGUAGACGCGCAUCUGUUUCACCCAGCGCCGCGUUCUAUCUAAUCUUUCAGGAUAAUAACCAUUAUUUUCUUCAUUUUUUUACCAGUCGUUCGGUUCAUCUUUCUCGAACUCCGGUUUGUUUCAUUGUUCAAAUAUAGGCAUGGUUCCGUUGGGUUACUUGUUUCUGUGAAAGAGUUGCCCGCAAAAUAGGCUAUAUUCUUGUUUUAUUUUUUAGAAUAAAUGUAUGGAUGUUUUCCAGCUGAAUUGCUCGGAAAAUCAGAGUGCGCUUUAAGUACUUUUCAUGUGGUGGCACCGUUUCCCCGAAGUGGUUUGAUAGCCUACUCUUUCGGAUUUUUUUUAUUUAUUGUAUGCUAAUAGGCCUACUUAAUUAGAAGAAUAUGCCUAUCAUUUGAUCACUUGUGUUUACUGUUUUCUGAUAUGAUUGGGAGAUGCAUGCAGAGUUUAAAGAGAAGUCGAGCUGGCUGCGCAUUGGACCGCUAAUUUUGACACCUCUGCUGCGGAGUAACCAUGUCAUUAUGUGGCUAAUCAACUAGACAAAAAGGUGUGCUAUUCUCAGAAGGGGUUAAGAAACUGUGAGAGGGUGAUUCCCUAAGCCUUGGGUGUUUGGUCAUAUGAGGGUACACUCUGUCUAGGUGAAUCCUACUUCUUCCACCCAGAGGAGGCCAGUCAAAUGAAGAGCAUGCUGCCCCAAAAGAGUCCUGUCACCACAAUGGUCUACGGCUCAGACUGUGUGAAGACUGAGCACAGCAAUGGCGGCUCAGUGGGUGGCACCGUGAUGAGAGGCUCCCGUUCGAAGGCGGAGCUGCAGGACUUGAUGGAGACUCUGCAGCGCAGGAAGAGUGCUCUGGAGGCUAGCCUCAGGGCCAGCGCAGAAUCUACCCGCACCUACCUUAGCCUGCCUCCUCCCAGCCCUGUGUCUCCCACAGCCCAUGGGAGCGCGAUGCGCCCCCUCUCCUCCAGGGGCCUCCCCUACAUGACCAGCAGCAGCAUGCCCCCCUCUCCUCGCCAGGGCGAGCGUCCUCUCAGCCCCAACCCGCCAUACACACGCUCACGCCACCAAUCACAGGACAGCCUGCUUCUCUCUAACUCCUCUGAUGGUCGCCGCCCCCCAGUAGCCAGUUCUCUGCUGUCCAUGUGGAAUGGUUCCUCUUCCUAUGGGGAGCCUGCCCCCCGUCCACCUCGGGGCCACAGCGGGGCGGCCAGCAUGCCCUCCAGCCCUCGUCUUGGCCGCAGGCUAUACGCCCAGGGCCGGAACAUGGACAAUGGUAUGGACCCUGCACCACGUCAGAGGAAGUACUCUACAGGGUCACUCAAUGGCCUGGGCUCUACCCACAGUCGCUCUCUACCCCGCCUCCACCGGUCGGCUGACUCCCCGGCUCUGUCCCUGCCACCACGCCGAUCCAUGGGCUCCCACCGAGGGGAGAAGGUUUCUGUGUCCUUCUCCUCUAAGUCGAGGCGCAACCUGUUUUCUCUGGAGCGGCCGCCAGACGUGACUGUGCCAGCCACAGCCAGUGUACCGGGUACUCCCCGCCGGGCCAGCCUGGCCUCUCUGGGCUGUGAGCUGGAGGGAGAGGGCCUGCAGGGCUCCUCACCCUGCCUGGACCUGGGCCUGGGGGAGAGGAGGCUGUCCUUUGGGAAGGGAGGACUGGGGCCGGGAUCGAGGAGGGGCAGCAUCAGCUCUCUGAAUGGGAAGGAGGAGCUGAGAGACUACCACAUGCACCAGAGAGACGAGAGGCUCAGAGAACAGGAGGUGCAGAGACUGGAGCGCCAACGGCUGGAGACCAUCCUGAGCCUGUGUACUGAGCUGGGCCGUGUGGAGCGGGACCAGAGAGGCUUGGCCGUCUCAGACCUGCAGAAGAUCAACAAGGAGCUGGAGAAGUUGCAGGUGUCUGAUGAUGAGUCGGUGUUCUCCGACUCCCCUGGCAGCGUCAGCGGCACUGCCCCGGAGAACUGCUUUGGCACCAGAGCCGAGGGAUACCAGUUGGCAGAGGAGCGGCAGGUCCGCGAGCGCCAUCACAGCGGGCACAGGGAUGCCAGGGCCCAGUCACCUGCUCUCAGCCUGCGCAGCAGUGCCCCCUCACCCUCCCCUCACCAUAGAGCCAAGCAGCAGGCUGCGGAGGAUGUGCAUCUGAAACAGGAAGUGAGCCGUAUUGAGGAGGAGAGGAUCCAGGUGCUGAACAACGUAGAGGAGGUGGAGCAGAAGAUCAAAGACCUGGACAACCAGAUGGAGGAGUCCAUCAGAGAGAUGGAGGUGGAGCGGGCUCUGCUGGAGGGAGAGCAGGUCUCUGAGAUGGCCCUGCUACAGAGGGAGAAGGAGGUACUGGACCAACUCAAUGAGAAGAUUGGCAGCACUGACAAGACUGCCCUUGCAGAGAAGUCCCAGGAGAAAGCCCUGCUCGAUGCUGAGAGGGUAAAAGUAGAGAGGCUGUCGGAGCUUGUCUCUGAGCAGAAGACCCAGCUGGACAACUGUCCCGAGGCGCUCAAGGAGCAGCUUCAGCAGCAGCUCUCCAGGGAUGUGGAGGUACUGGAGGCUGAGAGGAAGUGGUUUGAAGACCUGGAGUUCCAGCAGCUGGAGAGAGAGAGUCGUCAGGACGAGGAGAAGGAGGGUCGGAACCAUAAUUUACUCAGAGAGGUAGCAGAUUACCAGCGAAGUACUGUCACACGUAAGGAGAGACUCCUGACCCUGAAGAAGCAGUCCACACAGAUUACCCAGCAGUCUCAGCGAGAGAAGGACAGCUUUCUGAAAGAGAAGAACAACCUGCUCCUCAUGCUUCAGAGGGAGAGGGAGAACCUGGCCUCGCUGGAGAGGAAGUAUGCUGAAGUGACUGGAGGGCAGGCCUUCCCUAACAACCCUGUUGCCAUGAAAGAGCACUUCCGCUCUCUGGAGGAGAGGAGGCGGGGCAGUAAGGAGAACUCCCACCUCAGUGACAAUCUCCGUAAGAGGAGCCAGCAGCCCCUCAGUCACUACAGCAGCUCCACACUGGGCCGCAGCCUGUCCUCUAAGUCCCACGUGCCCCUGUCCCAGACCUCCAGCUGUGGUAGUGCCAUCCCCCGGGGCCUCUCUGUCUCUCCCCGAGAUCUGGAAUCUCAACGCCUGCUCAAGGCAGGCCACAGCCACCUGUACGCGAGUGAGGACCGACAGAGACUGGUUGACCUGUGUAGCAGGACCGUCUCCGAGUCCAACGUCUUCCUGGACUCCUUCCACUACGCAGACAACGGCCAUGCCUUCGACACGCUCAGCGUGGACAGCUCUGACAGCAUGGAGACCAGCAUCUCUGCCUGCUCCCCAGACAACAUCUCCAGUGCCAGCACAUCCAACGUAGCAAAGAUUGAAGAGAUGGAACGUUUGUUACGAGAGGCCCAGGCUGAUAAGAAUCGUCUCCUUGAGCACAGGGAGCGUGAGAUGGAGGUGCGCAGGCAGGCCCUGGAGGAGGAGCGGCGGAGGAGGGAGGACCUGGAGAAGAGACUCCAGGAGGAGACCAGCAGGAGGCAGAAGAUGAUCGAGAGGGAGGUGAAGCUACGCGAGAAACAGAGGGCACAGGCCCGGCCGAUGACACGCUACCUCCCUCAGAGGAAGGAUGACUUUGACCUCCAUGGUCACAUCGAGGCAGCUGGACACAACCCAGACAACUGCUACCACCUGGCCAUCACCGAUAAAACCUGCAGAGGGUUCCUGGUCAAGAUGGGUGGCAAGAUCAAGACCUGGAAGAAACGCUGGUUUGUCUUCGACCGGAACCGCAGGACCCUGGUCUACUACGCAGACAAACACGAGGCCAAGAUGAAAGGGGUCAUCUACUUCCAAGCCAUAGAAGAGGUUUACUAUGAUCAUUUAAAGAAUGCACACAAGAGCCCGAACCCAUCGCUGACGUUCAGCGUGAAGACCCAUGACAGGGUGUACUACAUGGUGUCUCCCUCCCCUGAGGCCAUGCGUAUCUGGAUGGACGUCAUCGUCACCGGGGCUGAAGGAUACAUGCAUUUCAUGGUCUGACAAAUCAACAGGAAAUAUCCUCUCCUCCACUUCCAUCGCUGCCUCAAAGACAAAGCAAUGUGACUGGUCAGGAUUGAGAAUCUGUGACCCGAGCACAAUACCCUCCUGGUUUUUACCUUUACAGCCACUUUCAUUUCAGUCUCACUUCAGUGAGCCCACCUCUCCUCCUCCUCCUCCGGGACUGAUGUGAUGGUAAUCUGAUACUUCAGUUUGGCAGUGAAUUACUUCCUCUGGAGGAUUAGGUGUCCAGUGUUGCUUGUUCAUUUGGAAAGGACAAUCUAGGAAGAUUCGAAUACUUAUUGUUUUAUGUGUGAGAAGCCUUUUGGCACAAUCACAUGGUUUACCCUCAUGAUAUUUUGAGACCGUUAAUGACACUGAGUCGCUGUCUAGGGUGUUUUAUGCAGUCGGAUAGGCUAACAGUGUACUAGAGGUUACUGUCUGGUCCUUUCCAUCAUCCAAGUUGAGCCGGCUGUUGAUUGGUCAACCAAAGCUCUCCAUCUGUUUUCCUUCCAGCUGGACAGUCUCUUUUUUCCCCCCCCCUCAUGUGCCAAACCUUCCAGGGGACUGUCUAGCAUCUGCACAGACUGAGAGGACAAUAGCACCCUCCAUUGGAAAACCCAAGGUGAUGCACAUAACUGAUAUGCGUCUUUUGUACCUUACUGUUGCUCAGGAACGUGGGGUCAACAGGGGAAAUCUUAAAACGCCGGAGACUUGAAGGGUUUGAAAAGUACCUCUCUCAUCACUAUGUACCAAAGACAUACUUAUUUGUAUGUAAAUCAUGUAAAAGGAAUACUUUCAGGGUGUGGAAGGCGUUGACGAUCUGUGUGCAUGUGUAUAUACAUUUAGUAUGUGCCACACAGCUAAAUAAGUUGGCAAAAACAUUCCAGGGCACUUAAAAUACUAGUUCAAAAUAAAUGUCUUAAUCGAACAUUGUAUGUUGUGCCUUUUAUGUAAGUCCAUCUUAUGACAGGUUGUGUAAUAUCAGGCUAUCAGUGGGCAGGGUGCAGCUCCCUACCCAAUGAAUGGGCUCAUUAAUUUCGGGAAAGCUUUAGAAGGCCUUGCAUUGCUCCUAUUGUAAAGCACCAUGUGAUGUUGGAUGUCAUUGAUGUCCUUAGCGUUGGCCUGUUUUUAGUUUUUACACAGUCGAGACCUGUGUAGCGCUAUAAUAGUUAUUGCUUUUAAAAUGACUUUUUUGGGGGGGGGGGGGGGGGGGGGUCACAAAUAAUGGAACAUGUAUUUAUAUUGGUUUAAUUGUAUCUGCUCUUCUUUUUUUGUUGUUGACAAAUGUAUAAAUAUGUGUCAGUAGUAUGUGCAUGUUGAACAUACAAAUCAGCCAUUUGUGUUCCACCAAAGAGCAAAGCAAUCUCCAGUGUUCUGGAAUGAUUUAUAUUGAAGUCAAAAUGGAAAAGAAAAAUGUGAUUUUGCUUAUUUGACCCAGUUAUCUUAGCUGAUGUAUUUUGAAUUAGUGAUCAAAAAUGUAUUAUUCUUUUUAAGAUCCAAUGAUACUGAAAUGUCUCCCUCACGGUGAGCUCAUAGGUAGCAAGUAGUUGCAUGGUCAAUGAGGUGACUGGGAGAGUGCACACGAGACCAAAGGGUGUUGAGGUGACGGUUGAUUAGCUCAUAGGGAAUUUUUCAGUGUUAUGAAGGGGACUGACUAGUUCCUUGUGACCAGUUGACAUGUCAAGCAGGAACCCUCAUGCUCUGCCUGUGUGACUACACAGUAUGGGCACACUUCAAGUAUUUUCCAUAUGUGUACCAAGGAAACGAUCACUUUUAUGCAUUUAAAAUAUAUAUACAUUUGGUAUUUUUAUAUGAACAGUGGUAAUUCAGAUGUUAUUUUUAAUCCUGCAUGUUUUUUUUAUACAAAUGUAAGAAUAAAUCAUAUGUUUA
This is a messenger RNA of Oncorhynchus mykiss (rainbow trout), 5922 nucleotides long. RefSeq names its product pleckstrin homology-like domain, family B, member 2a (gene phldb2a). Gene Ontology annotation, cellular component: basal cortex. NCBI's taxonomy places the organism in Eukaryota, Metazoa, Chordata, Actinopteri, Salmoniformes, Salmonidae. Gene Ontology annotation, biological process: regulation of microtubule cytoskeleton organization. The record is from RefSeq and is a predicted model, not a curated record.